Messenger RNA from Uranotaenia lowii, 2720 nucleotides. Its product is annotated as basic-leucine zipper transcription factor A-like. NCBI's taxonomy places the organism in Eukaryota, Metazoa, Arthropoda, Insecta, Diptera, Culicidae. Bases 410 to 2350 code for a protein of 646 amino acids. The transcript has 3 exons. The record is from RefSeq and is a predicted model, not a curated record.
GUCGGCCCGUAGAAACGUGCGUGUGUACCAUCUCUCGUCGUCCCCCGAUCAUAGAAACGAGACAUCCUAAGAAGCGGCUUUCUGUUUACUCAGGCAACCCAAACACGUGGUUUUCGAGAGCCACCGGACUAUCUAGUCUGUGGUACUAAAAGCCAUCCGAUCCGGGCCUCUUUUUUCCCGCGUUGCGCCCGUUCUUCGAAGGAUCAUCAUCGCUCUUAGUCGGUCUCCUAGUCGUUUCGCCGAGAGCUGAGAGCGCAAGAGCUUUUCGAACGAAGACGACACCCCAAACGCGUUUUGUGGGCCCACGUUUGUUGCAUUCGCUUUUUUUUUUCGUUGGUCGAGCUGCAAUUAUAAAAGUGUUAUUCUGCAUUUUGGCACCUCUUAGUGCUUGAUGAACUGUUGAUUCAAAAUGAAGUGGAUUAUCGUGAUCGCACUGCUAUCACCCGUGCUACUGUUGGGGAUAGCAGGAGCUCCUCAGGAUAUCAAAAAGAAGCCAGAUAAACGACCCACCAAGAAGGCUUCUUCCGCGAAACCAACGAAAAGCCCCAAAUCAAUUAUUGAGGAAUUUUCCGGUCUUCCGGCAUCCGAUCUAGACUUCAUCAAGGAAUUGGACCGACAGUUCAAUGAGCACGGGAACAAAAUUCGUAUCAAGGUGCAGCGAAGCAACAGUUCCGGAGAUUCAAAGAGCCCUAAGCGAAACAUUGACGGUGAACUGGGGUAUGGUCACUACAGUAACAUACCCGAGACUGGGUUUCAUUUUUCCAAACCGAAAUACAUGAUAUACCCGUACACUCAACAUGGCAACUCUCUGAGAGGGGCGAUGAGCGAAGCCGAUGACAUGGUCACAGAAGUGGAGAUCCAACCUUCCCAUAGCUACGAGCUGAAACCGAUUGAGGAAGUUUAUCAGAUUUACCCGACGAGACAUUACCAGCAAACACACCAGCAACAGUAUUAUCAGCAACAGCACCAACAAGAUGAAAGUCCAGUGAUUGUCCUCAAGAUUCCGGGACCAGCGAAGUACGCCCAACAUUUGCAGGCUCUCCUACAGCAGUACUUGGAAGUUCGAGCUGCUCAACUGUACAAAGAAAUUCAAGAUCAAGAGUUUCAACAGCAGCAACAUGCAAUCCAACAACAGCAGCAUGCGAUACUUCAACAGCAACAACAACGCUAUCACCAACGUUACCAACAUUUACAACAACAACAUCAGCACCAGGCACCGCCUACAAAAUACAGCCAACCUGACCCUUAUGCCACACAGCAAUCCUAUAUCCAGACCUACAAAAACACUCACAGUACGUUCGUUCCUACUCAUGGACAUUAUUACAACUCCUACAAAAGACGACCAACUCAACCUACCUACAGAAAACCUGUUUUGACUCCGACUCACAUUGCUUACCAGGCAGCCCCGGAACACGAGCAACAAGCCUAUCAAUACGAAACACAAACAUACCAUCACAAUGUCGAAGCUGCUCAUCAACAGCAGCAGCAGCAUCAGCAACAACAACAGCAACAUCACGUAGAAUACCAAUACGUACAUCAAGUUCCUCAAUCAGCACCCGAAGAGCAACAUCAAACAGAAUACACUUAUCAGAAGCCAGUUAUCAAUUUCGUCACACCUGUGCCAGAGCAGAACACUCACCAGGAACAACACUACGAACAACCCCCCAAAUACCCCAACUUUGCUCAAUACCACGCCGCGCAUAAACCUGUAACCCAAGAACCCGAAGAAUAUCUACCAGAGCCAAAACUGGUCGAGAACUACCCAAGCCAUAAGCAUACCCAAGUUAUCUACAAAACUCACGAUACCAGUGCUCAACUUCACCAGGAAGCCUCCUACGAUCAUCCCGAAUACGCCAUCGUUGCACAAGCUCAACCCCAACAGGCGUCUGCACCGGAAGAACAAGACAACUCCAACGCCCAACACAAAUACAUCUACCAAGAAGUGUACCCAUCUCAGGCCUCAUUCUUCCAGGAGAAGUCCUUCGUUGAGCAAGCUACCCCGGAGGCGGUCAAUGAUUUGCACGGCCACGGUAGUGUAACCCCUGAACCGGAAACCGAUCCCCAUCAAUACAACACCGAAUCAGUAGUGGCGAUUACCCAGAAAUCGAAAACCCUCUAUAACUAUCACGCCCACCAGCAUCGACGAUCACACGCCACUAGGUCAGCGGCCGCCAACAACGGUCGAAACGGUGGAACCUCUAAGUCCUCCUCCAGCAAACGGGAUGCUCCCUUCACCGAGGAGCAGUUCAAAAAGGUCAACAAAGUAGUACAUCGAAUGAAGAAGAAGCCUAGCAAUGGAAGCGCGGCAACACUUACAACUACGGCCCAAGGAGUCGUAUCUAGUGCUUAGGAACCCUUUCUAGCGUCAACCACAAAUGGUUUUCAAGCUCAACAAAUGGUGAUUAGCUACCCAAAGCGAGUAGCGUUUUGUACGUAGUGUUUCCAAAUAUUUGUUAUACAUGUAUGUAUGUUAGCUUUUCUUUUUAUUUAAAUUAUUAGGAAUCCCUUACAAGUACAUAGUUUUAAUCGAUUAGUCUAUACUAGAAACUAGCAGCCGCCAUAACUUUCAGUUGGUUUAUUUCAUGUCCGACACCUAAAUCAUGUUUUGUUAAAGUUUCCCAAAAAAGAAAAAAAAAAUCCUGUUGGAUUUUCAAUCUUAGAAAAAAAAAUCACAGCAUUCACUUGUUACGCUCGGCAACUAUGGAGGCAACUAUUUUAUA